Molecule: messenger RNA, 408 nt
Organism: Eublepharis macularius
Lineage: Eukaryota; Metazoa; Chordata; Lepidosauria; Squamata; Eublepharidae
Product: 40S ribosomal protein S24-like
Exons: 1
Coding region: 31-408 (125 amino acids)
Biological process (GO): translation
Cellular component (GO): ribosome
Molecular function (GO): structural constituent of ribosome
Source: RefSeq, a predicted model, not a curated record
GAUACAGUGACCAUCCGGACAAGGAAGUUCAUGACAAACAGACUGCUUCAGCAGAAGCAGAUGGUGAUUGACGUCCUUCAUCCUGGAAAAGCCAGAGUCUCCAAAACGGAGAUCCAUGACAAAAUGUACAAGACAACCUCCGAUGUCAUUUUUGUCUUAGGCUUCAGGACUCAUUUUGGUAGUGAGGAGACAACUGGCUUUGGCGUGAUCUACGAUUCCCUCAACUACGCCAAGAAAAAUGAGCCAAAGCACAGACUGGCCAGGCGUGGCCUGUGUGAAAAGAAAAAGACUUUCAGAAAACAGCGUAAAGAGUGUAAGAACAGGACGAAGGAAGUCACGGGCACAGCCAAAGCAAAUGUCAGAGCUGGCAAGAAGUUAGCCAUCCAGUGGAUUUCACAGAAAAUCUGA